AUGUUCCUAGGAACAGUUCUUCUCCAGUGUCAUACACGGCGUCCAGUGGAUGGCGUCGUUUCGUCUCGAAUAAUUCCUUCCGGGCAAGCUAUUGUCUUCAUCUCGAAUGGACCUUGCGUUCAUCUCGGAUCUCGUGCCUGUCUAGUCAUCUACGAAACGCUGCUACACGCUCUCGAACAUGGCCUCAUGUCACAAUUCAUCUCUUUCUCAUAUCGGUACUACAUCCUGGUCAUUCACAUCCGUCAUAGCGAUGAUCCAGAACUGUUGAAGGAGAUGGUAAUGAAACAUCAUCCCACUUAUAAUCUUACUGGAUACACAGUUUCUGGUCAUUAUCCUUUCACCGAGCCAACAACGCUUCUCACUGUUCUCUACCUCUUUAUUCCGAACAUACCUCUGUACAUACUUAUUGGCGUGCUCCGCCACAAGACGUUACGUAUUCUCAAGGACGCCUCGAUAAAAUUUAAGAGGUCAAAUAGGAAAAUGCAUAUUCAACUGAUGAAGGUGAUCACGCUUCAAUCCUACACACCAUUGUUGCUGAUAGCAAUGAUGCUGAUGUAUUUUGUCGGGCAGUUUCAAUUGCUCAGCCAUCCUGUGAUCGAGUAUCUCACUCAAACGGUCACUGCUUUCCUUCCACUCUGUAAUCCGGUGAUCUCUCUCACCUAUAUCACUCCAUAUCGGAAAGCUUUUUCUACAUGGUUCCGACCAGUUGCACGGCAAGCUCCACUCAUAACACGUUUACCCUCUAGGACCCCCACAUUCAAUGACGACAGUUCAUCGCAGUCAUUGAAAACUAUUGUAUAA
Molecule: messenger RNA, 801 nt
Organism: Necator americanus (New World hookworm)
Lineage: Eukaryota; Metazoa; Nematoda; Chromadorea; Rhabditida; Ancylostomatidae
Exons: 4
Coding region: 1-801 (266 amino acids)
Source: RefSeq, a predicted model, not a curated record